Cooperia oncophora is the source of this 459-nucleotide messenger RNA. NCBI's taxonomy places the organism in Eukaryota, Metazoa, Nematoda, Chromadorea, Rhabditida, Trichostrongylidae. The record is from the annotation of a GenBank genome assembly.
AUGUCGAAGGCACCCACUGUGAGUGAAUUAGUAGGAACUGCAAAUAUUACUUUCAAACCUGCCGUUACCGCGCAUGUUGACGACAGGGUCCGCCCUGAUUAUGACACCGAUGUAUUGUUGUGGAAGCCUGGCAAGCUGUCGAAGAAACAGCGUACCAUGUCGGUAGGAUCCAGUGAUUCAGAAGGGCUACGCAGCUCGGGUGACUCUUCCCGCUCUAGCUCCAUCAGCUCACCAGUUGAUGUCCCCCGUCCACGAAAACUCAGUCUCAGUGAGAUGCUAUUUGGCUCACCUUCAACUGGAUUCAGCUGGGGACAGUCCAACAUCAUGAGCUCUCCCAUUGAUGAAAAACGUGAAUCGAUCACCGAGGACGCACGAUUCAAGGAAUUCCUGAAGCAUCAGAACAAAGUCCUCGGUGACGACGGAGUGUGCAGCUUCAAGAAGAGAGACUACAUGAAAUAA